This is a messenger RNA of Xenopus laevis (African clawed frog), 4587 nucleotides long. It is a transcript of the gene prom3.S, whose product is annotated as prominin-1-A. The coding region runs from base 980 to 3394 and encodes 804 amino acids. The transcript is spliced from 25 exons. The record is from RefSeq and is a predicted model, not a curated record. Lineage: Eukaryota; Metazoa; Chordata; Amphibia; Anura; Pipidae.
CCCCAGUAACCUAACAAAGUAGAUCCUUUUGUUUUUGCUCAAAAACAAACAAACAAGAAAACAAACUUUAACCAAAGCUGAAGGGAAUCAUUUUAACAUAACAGAGAGGUGUGUGUCCGGGCACAACAUCACAAUCACUAGUCAGAGCUGGACGCUUUUGGGAAGGCUAGUGAAUAUAUUUGGGCUGUAAUUAUUAACAGGACCUGAGCAAAAAAAAACUCUGUAGUCUCUUUGUGAAUACAUUCUGCUCAAUCUUUUCUAUCUGAAUGGCUACAAUAGACAGGAAAGCAAAUUAAUAAGCAGCUCUGAACUUUCACAUCACUGUUUGGCUUAAGUCCAGCCUCCCUAGGCACAGCACACUGGUAUUGGUAAGUCAGAAUUGAUAAUGAGCUGAGCAGAACGCCUGAGAAAGCUUCGCUUCACACUAGACUUCUGCUGCUGGCUCUCGUUACAGACACACACAAAAGCCUCUGCAGCUUGUUUACCUCUGUCUAGGGGUUAAACUACUUGGAAAUGAAACCAGUGUUCUCACUCCGAACCAUUCUCCGGAUGAGAAGGCAGUGAAGUCAUUGUUGCACAUGUAAGAAUAUCGCAUGCCUCCUCUGGGUCUGGCAUUUUAAAACAGACUCGUUGUACAACGGACAGAAAUAAGAACAUCUGAUCCAUUGUGAGAAUUUAGCAUCGGCCAAGCAAAAUAUUCUCAGCGACAAAACCUAACGUUUGUGUUUGUUCAAUCAAGAAAAAGCAGGAUGUAAAGAUCAGGACUGAGCUGGACAUUUAAAUAGGAAAGACUGACUACAGAAUCUGGAUACUGGGAAACAUUUAUUUUUCCCACAAGGAACACCACCUUUUCUUAUGUUACAGUUAUAAUCAGUAGCAGUCUGCACAGACUUCUGUUUUGUAGCUGAUGUAACUUAUUGUUCCCUUUGCUGAAGAUUGCCUUUUUUCCCCAAGUCUCUUCUGAAACCACAUUAAUGCCAUGGAGUUCACAAAUAUAACAACACCGAACUAUAAACCAGAAGCAGAUCCAGCAAAUGGCGUUUUUAAAGUUUUCCGUGACAUGGUACACUCCUAUCUUGAUAUUGUACAAAGGAAUGCCUUCCCACCAUAUUUCCUUGGAAACCUACAAGAUUUUCUUAGAAACGUACAAGACACCUCAGCUUCUGGUGUGAAAGUUAAAGAGGUCUUGACCUAUGAAAUCGGAUUCCUGAUAGCUCUGGCUGUUGGAGUCCUGUUCUUUAUACUUAUGCCAUUGACGGGAUUCUGCUUUUGCUGCUGUCGAUGCUGUGGGAACUGUGGGGGGAAGAUGCACCAGAAACAGAUUAAGAAAAUGACCUGCAAGCGCAGAUUUAUUUACCUUUUUCUACUUUGCAUAACACUCAUCAUGUUAGCUGGAAACAUCUGCAUGUUUUACAGCAACGGCAAAGUAAGCAGUGGAGUAAAGGAUGGCAUCAGUUCAUAUAAUAAUACUAUGGAAAACUUAAUGACCUACAUCAAUUCAGUGCCAAAGGAACUUGACUUAAUAAUUGGCCAGAGUGAUUCAGUCAUACAGAAUGCCAAUGACAGCAUCACAGCUAUUGAUUCUGUACUUGGUGGAGCAAUUAAAUCUGAAAUUGAGAAGGUGUCUAAUUCAACACUUAAUUUAAUUGUGACGACAGUUAAUGACGUGAAUGACACUGCUAAGCUCCUGGUGGCUACUACUGAUUCCUUUAACGCCUUGCAAGCUGAACAGGAGAUCAUACAGGGGAAUCUGAGUGAUGUACAAACCAGAAUCAAUAACACCAUAAACAAAUGUGCCGGCAAAUGCAACUCAGCUAAGAACUCGGUGGACGGCCUAACCUUUGAUGUCAGAUACCAGAUUCCAGAUUUCAGUGAUCACUUGAAACGCAUGAAUGACUUUUUGGGCUCUGGAAUUGACUCUACAAUACAGAAGGCCCGCAAAUCAAUAGAUGAUAUCCCUGAAACUGUGAAAUAUGAAACUAAAUAUACCAUUCAAGGUAUCCAAGAUGAACUGGGAAAGAUUAAAAGCAAAAUUAAUGACACAAAGAAUGCUAUUCCUAUUGCCAGUACAGUAAAUAACAUCAAGAGUGGCUUGAAUACUUUAUCUACACAAGUGAAUCCAUUCAUUUUUCAGAUUGAGAAGUAUGAUUACUACAGGUGGAUUGUUGGAAUCAUUCUUUGCUGUAUCAUCCUACUUAUAAUUGUGUGCAUUUUGUUUGGACUGAGUCUUGGCCCACUUGGCCUCAAAGGUAAUGAAGACCCCACCAAGCGCAACUGUGCAUCCAACUCUGGGGGGAACUUCUUUAUGGCGAGCGUGGGAUUCAGCUUUAUUUUCUCAUGGCUACUUAUCCUGAUAGUAGCAGUAUUGUUUCUAAUUGGUGGAAAUAGCUACACCUUAGUCUGCAAACCUUGGGCCAAUCAGCAGCUGUUGAAGUAUCUUGAUUCCCAAAAUAUUCCAGCACUUAACAUCUCCAGCUUUGUCGACACUGAUUUGAAUUUAUCUACACUUUACAGUGACUGUCAGAGAGAUGAUUCAUUGUGGUCCACUUUAAACUUUGAUCGAAGGUUCAAUCUAAACAAAUACCUGAACAUCACUCAGUAUACAGAUGUGGUACAGAGGACUAUUGACAACUUCAAUAUCACCAUAAAAAAUAUUAACUUCCUUACUACGAACCAGAAGAACCAGAUAAGAAAAGUGUCAACUUCAGGAAUCGACACGAUUAAUUUUACUGAUUUUAAAUCACAGUUGAGCAGAAACAUCACCAAAAUAAACCUGUCGUCGUUUGCAGAUGAGCUAGUUACACUGGCAAAUAACAGUUAUUUAUCAGUGGAUGUAACUACAGAACUAAAGGAAGAGGCUAAUGAGUUACGGAGGAUCGACUCUCGUAUCCAAAACAAACUGAUACCAGCAGCUCAAACUUUGUAUACCAGUAUCCAGAAUCUGGAAUCAAAAUCCAAAAGCCUGCCUACAUCUUUAAAUGACAUUCUUACAAAAAUUGAUGAAGCACAAGUAUUUGUGGAUACGCAAGCUGCCGGAAUAGUAAAAAAUGCGACUAAAGCAUACGUGAGCAAGAUAUUGAAUCUUUUUCAGUCAUAUGUUGAUUGGGCAAAAAUGAUGUUGAGAACCAAUUUUGCUCGCUGUGGACCAGUUGCCAAAGCUGUGAAUUCUGCACAAACCAUAGCUUGUGUUUAUAUUGUGGACUCCGUGAAUGCCUUUUGGUUCAGUAUGGGCUGGUGUACAAUAUUCUUAAUACCCAGCAUCAUCUUGUCUGUGAAGCUUGCAAAGCACUACAGAAGGAUGAAUACGUCUGAUGUUUACGAGAAUGAAUAUGACCAUAUGGAGAUGACAACAUCUCGGCAAUUUCUAUUUCCAAGAGCCCAAGCGAAAGCCUGAAAUGUCUUUCAUUGCUCUCAUGUUACAGACGCAAGAAUAAUGCACUUCUUUAUAGGGCUACUGGCCUCCGAGUACUCAGGGAUUUACAUUCAUUUACACCCCUUUUCUUAUAUUAGUAUCAUCAUCAUCAUUUUGCUCUUUAUUGGAUGCAACAGAACCGAUAUCUAUCUAUCUCUAUCUCCAUCUCUAUCUCUAUAUAUAUAUAUACCCAAAAUUGGUUACAGAUAAGUUUGGAGUGAAUGCAGAAAUAUAGCUGGAGGCAUAGUUAUGGAAUAUAUUAUCAUUAGCAAAAGAGCCCAUAGAGCCCUAUAGAACAAUUUGUAUUUAUUUAUUUUUUGGUAACAAACAAGCAUAAAUCCAUGUUGGUGGCAAUCACAUUCAUUUUUUUACAUGUUUAAAUUGGUUUUUAGUAGCUUUAAAGAAUGGUGCUCCAAAUUAUGGAUAAACCAUUAUCCAGGAAACCAUAGAUUCCAGGCACUCCAGCUAAUAGAUCCCAUACCUGUAAAUAUUAACUUUCCCCAAACUUUGUUUUGGUGCAUAUGCUGCUUCCCCAUUGAGGAUAAAUGGGCAGUGGCGUAAAUAGACCCCUAAGGGAGAGAGACAAAAACUGAGCAUGCUCAAGCCCUAGCCCUGGAGGUUUAAGCUGAAAACAGGAAGUCUGAUACAGAAGCCCAUGUGUACACAAUAGAAGGAAAGAAAUGUGGUGUUUCUUUUGACAGAGGACUCAGAGCAGCAUUACUGGUGUUUACUGGUGUAUUUAUAUAGACCUUUCUGAUCCUCUGUAUACAUUGUACAAUAUUUUCUGGCUAUUGCACCCAGGCACGAUAUACCUACUAUACGAGUAGUGCCGGCAUCCAUUGUUCUCUUAGGCAGGUGAGAAGAGAUAAGAUUGGUACCACCCACAUUUCACUAGCACAAAUCACCUGCAGAGCCUUUUGCCACUAACACUGCACCACAGGGGAUUAAAGUGAUCUGUUUCAAAGAAACAAGAGAAUUUUGAAAGAAAGUUGUUCAAACAGCUCAAGGUUAUGGCAGUUUAAAACACUAGCUAAAACCCAAGAAACAACCAUGUUUUAUGAAGUACAGGUAUGUACUUCAUAAAGCAUGGUUUCUGUUAUGCAGAAACCGGUUAUCCAGAAAGUUCCCAAUAACGGAAAGGCUGUCUCCCAUAGACUCCAUUUUAUCCAAAUUUU